Molecule: messenger RNA, 477 nt
Organism: Dovyalis caffra
Lineage: Eukaryota; Viridiplantae; Streptophyta; Magnoliopsida; Malpighiales; Salicaceae
Source: the annotation of a GenBank genome assembly
AUGCUUGGGUGGGGUGUGGAUCGGUUACGAGCCGAUAUGAGCCGUUUGCUGGCAAUACUAUUCCACCAGGGAGUGCUAGACGAGCAAUUCUUGCAGCUCCAGCAACUUCAAGAUGAAAGCUCCCCGAACUUCGUAUCAGAAGUUGUCAAUAUCUACUUCCAUGAGUCCGAAAAACUUUUACGGAAUCUCAGAGGCCUAUUGAUGGAUAGAGAGUUCUCGGACUACAAGAAAAUGGGAAUACAUUUGAAUCAGUUCAUGGGAAGUAGCUCCAGCAUUGGGGCCAACAGAGUCAGAAAUGUGUGCGUUGCCUUUCGCGCUGCUUCUGAGCAAAACAACCGUGCUGGGUGCUUGAGAGCUUUGGAGUUGCUAGAGCACGAGUACUGCUACCUCAAGAGCAAGCUGCACGAACUGUUCCAAAUGGAGCAACAGAGAGUACUGGCAGCUGGAGUGAGGUACCCACUGCAGCAGCAGCAUUAA